Molecule: messenger RNA, 882 nt
Organism: Colletotrichum lupini
Lineage: Eukaryota; Fungi; Ascomycota; Sordariomycetes; Glomerellales; Glomerellaceae
Exons: 2
Coding region: 1-882 (293 amino acids)
Source: RefSeq, a predicted model, not a curated record
AUGGCCUCGCCGAGAUGCUUCUUCCUAGACCUACCUUGCGAAAUUCGUCUCGAUAUCUACGCCCUUCUCCUUCUCAUCCACCCUCCCCUAGAUAGAGUCGGCCCGUCCUCGCCGCAAGCACGGCUCCAUCCCGCAAUCCUUUCCACCAACCGGCAAAUCCAUACAGAGGGGACGCCCAUUCUCUACGGCAGCAAUAUAUUCCUCGCGCACACCAAACUUCUCGCCUCCUUUCCGCGUCUACGGCCAUGGUACUCGCCCGUCCGGGAGCGCUCCGUGCUCCCCCGCAUCCGCCGCUUCCACAUCCGGCUGCGGCUAGACUGCGACCUGGCGUUUGAUGCCGCGGCCGCGACGGCAGCAUUCAACGGCGUGGAUGAGCUCGUCGUCGAGGUGUGGCAGGCCGCCUUCCAGAGUGCGGACCAUGGUGCGCUGCGGGUGUUUGAGGAGGUCCGGGCAGUCAAGACUGUCAGGGUCUAUGGCAGCAUCACAGGGUUUGAGGACUAUGUGGACUGGCUUGAGGGUGUGAUGCGCCGCGGCGGUGAAAUCGAGGGCAGCAAAGACAUCAGUCUUGUCGGGACGAUGUCAUCUCAAAGUCGAAUCCCAUUUCUCGUCACUCCUGUACAGUCCAAGGCAUUGUGCAACCAGCAGACUCCCAUGCAUCCAGGAAGCUUCGGUCGCACGAGAUUGAGUCUUUCUAUACGAUCUGGAGUUGCCAGCUCAUACAGCAUCUAUACGAUUCGAGCUUUCAUAGCUAGCACGCAGCAAACGUCCCCCGGACCUCAUUACUGUGGUGGUCGCGCUCUCGUCAAUGGCGACAUCACACCCCGCGGUGACAACACUGGACUCCACUCCGCGCUCGCACCUGCUCCUCCACGGGUCCCCUGA